Messenger RNA from Strongyloides ratti, 1293 nucleotides. RefSeq lists its product as hypothetical. Bases 1 to 1293 code for a protein of 430 amino acids. NCBI's taxonomy places the organism in Eukaryota, Metazoa, Nematoda, Chromadorea, Rhabditida, Strongyloididae. The transcript has 2 exons. The record is from RefSeq and is a predicted model, not a curated record.
AUGCAGAAACCAAUAUAUUUAUUAAAUAGAUGCCUAUUUUUAAAUAAUCUAUUUUCAUGUCGGACAAACUUUAUUGCAAGCGAAAUACAGAAAAAAACUACUAAUAAUAUUUUAUCUUUAAAUUUACAAGAUAAUUUAAAUAAGAAAACAAUAGAUUUUAGUGCUCUUACGUCAACUGAGGAUUUUGGUCUUUUAUUGAAUGAAACAGAUGUUUAUGAAAAUAAAAAAAAUAAUCUUGAAAUACCAACACAACCAAGAAUACUUGAUUUUUAUUCAAGCCUAGAUUUUUAUACUGAGGCAGAAAAACAACAUAUUGACUUGUUCUCAUUUCUUGAUGAUGUUGUACAUAUUGAAGAUACUGAAACCACAGAAGAUGUAGUGAAAAUUACACUUGAUGGUGAAAGAAUUAAUAGUUUUAAUUUAGAAAAAAUGAUAGAAUUUGUUAAAAAUGAUGAUUAUGAAAAUGUUGUUGAUGAGUUAAACAAUAAAAAGUGGCCUAAAUUUGCUAAUAAUCACCAUUUUUUAAAUAAUAUUUUGAAAUAUGUAAUAGAAAAUAGUAGUUAUGAUGAAGCUAAAAGGGUAAUAGAUGACUUUGCCAAAUCAGAUUAUACAGCAUACCUCCAAAAUUCUGUGGCUUUUUGUUAUUUCACAAAAGUACUAGAACAAGAAGAUUUAAAAACUGUUAUAAAUGAGAUUAAAAGAUUAAAAGAAAUCUUUCUUGUUGAUGAAGUAUCAAUGUCGGCCAAUUGUUUAGAAGGCAAAGAAGUGAGAAAGGAUUCAGAUAUGUUAGCACAGAAAAUUUUCGAUAAAGCUUUUGAAAUGAAAUAUUCAUUAUUAGAGAUUGAAAAAUUAUGGAAAGCAUUAUUGUCACAUAACUAUAUUUUUUAUAAAUCACUUUUUUUUGAAUUUGCAGUAUCAAAGUUGUUAGAAGAAAACAAAUAUGAAUUAGCAUUAAUGUAUAGGGAACGCCAAUUUUCUGAAUUUUUAAAAUCUUCCUGUUUUUCUUAUUUUUACAAAUAUUUCAUUACAAAUAAUAUUUCACCAAAAAGUAAAGAAUACAAGGAGUUUAUAAGUAAAGAAGUGAAGAUGAGAAAUUUAACAAGCAUUAAUAUAGAUAUCAUUGUAUGUCUUUUGGAGAUGGAUGAAGGUGAACGAUUAAAGAAUGUUAUUAAAAAAGCAUCUUUUACUCCUUUACAAUACAAAGCAGUUUUAAAAGAAAUGAUGCUCAAGGAUCUUAAUGAUAAAUUUUCUGAUUUUAUGGCAUCUUUUAAUGAAAAAGUAGAUAAAAAGUAG